Rhizoctonia solani is the source of this 1371-nucleotide messenger RNA. Its product is annotated as Cys/Met metabolism PLP-dependent enzyme. The transcript is spliced from 12 exons. Gene Ontology annotation, molecular function: pyridoxal phosphate binding; transferase activity, transferring alkyl or aryl (other than methyl) groups. NCBI's taxonomy places the organism in Eukaryota, Fungi, Basidiomycota, Agaricomycetes, Cantharellales, Ceratobasidiaceae. The coding region runs from base 1 to 1371 and encodes 456 amino acids. The record is from RefSeq and is a predicted model, not a curated record. Gene Ontology annotation, biological process: transsulfuration.
AUGUCUAAGCACAACUUUUACAAGGAGCCUGAGUUUGAUACUCUUCAACUCCACGCUGGCCAGACUCCGGACCCCGCAACAAACGCUCGCGCGCCCCCUAUAUAUGCAUCGACGAGUUUUGUUUUCAACGAUUCUCAGGCACGGCAUGGUGCCGACCUCUUUAGUUUCAAGGCUGUAGGUAAUAUCUAUAGUCGUGUCGGAAACCCUACGGUAGAGGUCUUUGAGCAACGAAUCGCGGCACUGGAAGGUGGGGCCGCCGCUGUCGCCGCCGCUAGCGGACAGGCCGCGCAGUUUAUGGCUAUUUCUGCUAUCGCUAAUGCAGGAGACAAUAUCGUUAGCACCUCAUAUCUAUACGGUGGAACAUACAAUCAGUUCAAAGUCCUUCUGAAAAAGUACGGGAUUACAGUCAAGUUUGUCAAGGAUGACUCUCCAGAGGCGUUUGCCGCCGCUAUCGACGAGAACACCAAGGCGAUCUAUGUCGAGAGUAUCGGAAACCCCAAGUACAACAUCGCUCCUCUCCCUGAACUUGCUAAGGUUGCACACGAUCAUAAAAUCCCUCUUAUUGUUGAUAAUACAUUUGGUGCUGGAGGAUAUUAUGUUAGGCCCAUUGAACACGGCGCUGACAUCGUGGUACACAGCGCAACCAAGUGGAUUGGAGGUCAUGGUACUACUAUUGCCGGUGUCGUCGUUGAUUCGGGAAAGUUUGAUUGGGUGGCGUCUGGCCGGUUUCCUGGCUUCACUGAGCCAAGUGAAGGGUAUCACGGUAUGAAGUUCAGCGAAACAUUUGGAUCGGUUGCUUUUGCAGUAAAGCUACGUGUCGAAAUUCUCCGUGAUGUUGGAGCAGCCCUAAAUCCUUUUGGCGCAUUCUUGCUUCUACAAGGCAUUGAGACCCUGAGCUUACGAGCUCAGAGACAUGCGGAUAACGCAAUAGCUCUUGCAGAAUGGCUUGAUCAGCACCCGGCUGUAUCUUGGGUAGCUUAUCCUGGCCUGCCUAGCCACCCGAGCCACGCAAACGCCAAGAGACUACUCCGCCCGAACACAUACGGUGGGGUAUUAAGCUUCGGUGUCAAAGGUGAUGCAAAAAUUGGAAGUGCUGUUGUCGACAAGCUCAAGCUUGCGAGCAAUCUUGCAAACGUGGGCGAUGCCAAAACAUUAGUCAUCCACCCGGCAACGACCACUCACCAGCAACUUACGACGGAGGAACAGUUUGCAUCGGGCGUGACUCCUGAUCUGAUUCGGGUGUCCGUUGGAAUCGAGGAUAUCUUGGACAUCAUCGCCGACUUCAGUCAUGCGUUGGCGCUUGUAAUUUCGGGGCCGGCCAAGGCACAAGAGAAGAACCUUGCUGGUGCUACACAUCACGUGAAAUUGUAA